UUUACUGAACUUUUCUUCUGAGGGAAAAUGUACUAAAAAUGCUACACAAGGGUAAUGGUGAAUUGGAGCAUGCGGGGGGAAGGAUGGGUGAAUAAAACAAGAGGUGCAUGCACAGGGGAAGGAUGGGUGAAUAAAACAAGAGGCGCAUGCGCAGGGGGAGGGUGAAUAAAACAAGAGGCGCAUGCGCGGGGAAAGGUGACUAAAACGGGAGGCGCAUGCGCAGUG
Molecule: messenger RNA, 225 nt
Organism: Geodia barretti
Lineage: Eukaryota; Metazoa; Porifera; Demospongiae; Tetractinellida; Geodiidae
Source: the annotation of a GenBank genome assembly